Penicillium oxalicum is the source of this 3249-nucleotide messenger RNA. RefSeq names its product ubiquitin-ubiquitin ligase UFD2. Gene Ontology annotation, molecular function: ubiquitin-ubiquitin ligase activity. Gene Ontology annotation, cellular component: nucleus; ubiquitin ligase complex; cytoplasm. Lineage: Eukaryota; Fungi; Ascomycota; Eurotiomycetes; Eurotiales; Aspergillaceae. The transcript has 6 exons. The record is from RefSeq and is a predicted model, not a curated record. Gene Ontology annotation, biological process: protein polyubiquitination. Bases 1 to 3249 code for a protein of 1082 amino acids.
AUGUCAGACACCCUUUCUGAUGCGGAAAAGAUCCGCAACAAGCGCCUUGCAAAGCUUCAGACACCAGCUGCGCCCGCCGGGUCAUCGGCCGCUGAUUCUUCCAACUCACCCCCCUCCUCCUCAACUCCAUCCAGAGCACAGUCUCCAGCACCGUCAACCCAGCUCAAUGGUGCUGCUCCAGAGGCUCCAGCGGCUUCGGCUGCGGUGCCAGAAUCACAACUACCAGAAGGCAAGCGGAUCAAGAUCACUCCCACUGCGUCAGCGGAAGCUCUGGGACCGUCUCAACCUGCCGGUCAGUCGCCUUCUGGCACUGCCUCUCCCGCAAGAAUAAACUCUCCCGCACGAGUCGACUCGCCCGCUCGGUCAAUACCGCAGAACAUCGAAGAAUUCGAGCACCUCGUUCUGGGCAGUCUUUUCAGCAUCAACCUAGCCGAGGAGACACGGGCUAAGAACAGCCAUCGGGUUGAUCUUCCUGGAUUGCGACAUGAGCUGUUGGCAGAGGACAAGGCCCUGCGCCUGCACACGGGAAUCCUAGAUCAGGCAAUUUUGGAAGCCGCUUCCCAUGUGGAGAAGCAGCAGCCCCUUGAUUAUCUGCUGCCAUGUUGGAAUCGGAUCCAGGAGAGAAUGAAGAAGCCCGAUCCCGACUCGAGAAAAUGGGAGAUUCUUUGUGAAGCAAAACGCCUGUGCUUGAGCUACUGCGUUUUUGCGAUCACAAUGCCGGAGAUGUUUGGGAUCGAGUCUUCCGAUGAGUCUCCGCUGGCUCGGCAACUUUUGCUGAGCCCAGAUGAUGGCAUGCGGCGAGGCAUCACACCCGAGUUCCUCAAAGAGGUCAGUGGAAAGUUUGAAGACGAUGACAGUCUCAAGCCUGCCCUGAUCUCGGCCGUUGAGGAACUCAGUGGUCAGUUGGCUCUGAAAGAUGCGAAUGGCGAGUUCCAACCUUACUUCACUGCUAUGCGAAGCCUGGUAGAGAACAAGGCCAUCGCCGCGGCUAUUACCGAGUCGUCAAUCUUCAACGCAUCAACAGACCCAGCCUCCUUUGAAAAGGCUACUCUGCUGGGACCGUGGUUCCGACUCUCCCCGCUGCAGCCCAAAGUGACCAUGUCGUACUUUUCCAGCCCCAAGACUCGUGACCAAGGCUUCAUUCUGAACUCACAGAGUUCGCUCCGCAUGAUGCAAAACAUGCUCCAAUGGGAUCUGGAUUACAUUACGACGAAGAUCCUGCAUGCAUCCCCGGAGGCUAAGAAUCGUUUCUUGGACUGGGUGGCCACGGCGUUGAAUCUGAACCAUAAACGACGGGCAAUGCAGGUCAAUCCGGAAGAGGUCGCUUCGGAUGGGUUCAUGUUCAAUCUCACCUCGACGCUGGACAAACUCUGCGUUCCCAUCAUGAACAUCGACUUCCGCAAGAUCCACACGUUUCACGCAGAGUAUUUCCAGCGCAACCCUCGCAUUGACAUGAGGGACGAGACGAAAAUCAAUGCUGAUCAGCAUGCGUCUGAUGCGUUCUACUCCAAAAAGAUGGAGGGCAACUCCAACUUCAACAGCGAGCUCUUCUUUCUCACCAUCGCCGCGCACCAUUAUGGCAGCGAGUCUUUAACUUCAAAACUGGAGCAACUCGACAAGGACUUGCGACACAUGGAAUCGACGAUCGCCCAAUUCGAGACCGAGCGGCAGCGGUGGGUUUCAAAUCCAGUUCAAUUGCGUCUUUAUGAGCAGGCACUCAAGAAGUAUCGCGAUAAACUUGAUUUGGGCCUUGCAUUGAAAUACAGCCUCCAGGCUGUUCUUCUAGAUGAGCAGUGGCAGGUUCGCUCCAUCGAAGUCAUGCGCCAUGUGGCCGUUUGGCUCCUGCGAGUUGCCUCGGGGAAGAACUUCCCACAAGAGAAGAUUACGCUUCCUCUCCCGGAGCAGCAACCGGAGAUAUUCCAGAAUCUGCCCGAGUAUUUCUUAGACGUCAUUAUCAGCAAUUUCAAAUUUGUGACGUGGGCUAUGCCGCAAACCAUCACCGCCGUUCUUGGAGAGGAAUUAGUGAUGCUUUGCAUCACUUUCCUUGAGAGCUCAAGCUACAUCAAGAACCCAUACCUUAAGGCUGGCCUUGUCUCCAUGCUUUUCCGAGGCACUCUGACUCGACCAGGUGGACACCGGGGGGUUCUUGUGGACCUGCUCAACUCUAUGCCCUUUGCCAAUGACUAUCUCCUGCAUGCUAUCAUGAGGUUCUACAUCGAAGCGGAGCACACCGGAGCACACACGCAAUUCUUCGACAAGUUCAACAUUCGCUAUGAAAUCUUCCAGAUCAUCAAAUGUAUCUGGCCCAACACACUGUAUCGCAGGAAGUUAUCCAACCAGGCCACACAAAAUCAGGAUUUCUUUGUCCAGUUUGUCAACCUGCUCCUGAAUGAUGUGACAUAUGUCCUUGACGAGUCCUUUGGGGCCUUUAAGACCAUCCGGAGCAUUCAGGAAGAGCUUCGCCUCGAAGGAGAAUCCAUGGAUCCUGCGGCACGGCAGCAAAAAGAAGAACGCCUGACGUCAACUCAACGGAGUGCCAAGUCCUACAUGCAGUUGACCAAUGAGACCAUGGGUAUGCUGAAGCUCUUCACUGCCGCUCUUGCUGACUCUUUCACAAUGCCGGAGAUUGUUCAACGAUUGGCUGAUAUGCUGAACUACAAUCUCGACGCGAUGGCCGGGCCAAAGAGCUCGCAGUUGAAAGUGGAAGGCAAUGUGCAAUUGAUGGUGGAAAAGUACGGAUUUGAUCCCAAGGUUCUGCUCAGUGACAUUGCCAAGAUCUACAUCAACUUGAUGAACAAGCAAAACUUCAUCACCGCCGUGGCUCGUGACGGACGCUCCUACAAACCGGAGCUUUUCGAGCAAGCCUCUAGCCUCCUACGGCAGCACCAGCUGACCCCCGAGGAAGACCUGCGUCGCUGGGACCGGCUGCGCAAACAGGUCCAGGAAGCUAAGGAGGCUGACGAUCAAGCAGAGGAGGAUCUGGGUGAGAUUCCGGAUGACUUCCUCGACCCUCUCAUGUACACCCUGAUGACAGACCCCGUCAUUCUUCCAAGCUCAAGGCUUUCGAUUGAUCGGUCCACUAUCCGCUCGCAUCUUCUCAGUGAUCCUCAUGACCCCUUCAACCGCAUGCCUUUGAAGAUGGAGGAUGUCGUGCCUGAUACCGAGCUCAAGGCAAAGAUUGAGGCAUUCAAGGCGGAACGCAAGGCCUUGAAAGCACAGGCUGAGCAGAUGGAUACGUCUGCAGACUAG